GCCUGCCAGGCCUGCCCCCUCCCUCGCUGCUGCUGCUGGCGUUCCUGGCUGCCACCGUCUCGGCGACGACAACCGUGGAGCGCCACCACCGCCACCACGGCCACCAAGGCCAUCCUCAAGGUCACCAAGGCCACCACCAGGGUCACCAAGGUCACCAAGGCCACACUGCCCAAGCGUUCACCGCGACGCCCGCCCCGCAGGACGCCCAAGGCCGCCUCACCACGGUGGAGCGCGCGGUGGAGGACAACUCCGUCGACGGCCACCCGAACAAGAGCCCGCCCAGGAUGUACCCGGGGCGGCGCGUGUGCUCGCGUCGGGAGUCGACGCCGCGCCACGAGAAGGUGCGCGAGACGUACUGCCGGCCGAGGCUGCUGCCGUACUCGCAGCGCUGCGCCGGCGACCAGGUCUGCCGCGGAGUCAGGAUGGUGUGCGAGACGGCCUACAGGGACGUGCUGCGCACCAGGGUGACGCCGCGCACCGCCUACUCCUGCUGCCCCGGCUGGAGUGCCCGGAGAACGUCCCCCUUCGGCUGUGACUCGCCCGUCUGCCACCCGCCGUGCGAGAACGGCGGCGUGUGCGAGCGCCCCGACGUGUGCGUGUGUCGCGCGGGGUUCACCGGACCGCGCUGCCAAGCAGACGUGGACGAGUGCGACGAGGCGGCGGAGCGGCGCUGCGACCACGUCUGCAGCAACACGCCGGGCAGCUUCCGCUGCCAGUGCAGGCCCGGCUUCGUGCUGCAGCCCGACGGCCGCAGCUGCCAGCCUGCAGGGAAGCCUCCUGGCAUCGCUCCGGACCCCACGGACGGCGACUUCGAGUUCCUCGCCAAGAAGUUGGCCAAACUGGAGCAAAUUCUGCUGGUGCGGCAGAGGCACGAGCUGGAGGAGGAGGCUGAGGACUCCGAAGUGGAGUUGACGUCCGGCGCGGCGGCGGCCAACGCCGUCGCCAAGCUCAGCGCGCGGAUCGACUCGCUGCAGACGGAGAUUCAACAGAUGCGGCAAGCUGAUCAUCAGCGGUGUGCUCAUGUGCAAGAACAAUUAUCUCGUUUGGAAGACGUUUGCUCAAGAAUAGCAAUUGUGGAACGAAAAGUUCACCAUAUUGCAGGUGCCUGCAGUACUAGAAAUGCCAACAAGGUUUGGCCAUAGAAUACUCAAGAUGUGAUCGGCCUUCAUAGCAGGCAGAGGCAUCCACCAAAGCAGAAGAUACACAGCAAUUUGAUUCACAAAAAAGUAUACCGUGUUAAUUAAAUAAAUUAUCAAACAGAUUUUCACUUCA
Messenger RNA from Thrips palmi, 1272 nucleotides. It is a transcript of the gene slow, whose product is annotated as epidermal growth factor-like protein 7. NCBI's taxonomy places the organism in Eukaryota, Metazoa, Arthropoda, Insecta, Thysanoptera, Thripidae. Gene Ontology annotation, biological process: anatomical structure development. The transcript is spliced from 9 exons. Bases 285 to 1142 code for a protein of 285 amino acids. Gene Ontology annotation, molecular function: signaling receptor binding; calcium ion binding. The record is from RefSeq and is a predicted model, not a curated record. Gene Ontology annotation, cellular component: cell surface; extracellular region.